Megalops cyprinoides (Indo-Pacific tarpon) is the source of this 1788-nucleotide messenger RNA. RefSeq names its product insulin-like growth factor-binding protein complex acid labile subunit. Bases 1 to 1788 code for a protein of 595 amino acids. Lineage: Eukaryota; Metazoa; Chordata; Actinopteri; Elopiformes; Megalopidae. Gene Ontology annotation, molecular function: protein binding. Gene Ontology annotation, cellular component: plasma membrane. The transcript has a single exon. The record is from RefSeq and is a predicted model, not a curated record.
AUGAGGAAGUUGGACAGGCUGUUCCUCAGGGGCAAUGGCUUGCGAACGCUGCCCCCUAGGCAAUCAGACGGGCUCCCAAACCUAACUUUCCUGGAUCUCAGUGAGAAUCAUAUCCAGGCUCUGCCACCCGGGUCUCUGCGGGGACUUCAGGUCCUAAACACCCUCAUCCUUAGCCUCAACCAGAUCCGCACCUUGAAGCCUGGAGCACUAGAGGGGGCACCAAAGCUCACCAUCCUCCAUUUCAGUGGCAACGCCAUUGAAGAGCUGGAGGAGAGCGUGUUCGAGAACUCCACAAACUUGGAGAAACUGAUUCUGUCGAGGAACAAUUUUCAAAGCAUGAAGAAUGGUUCCCUCAGAGGGGCUGUGGGCCUGCAGCACUUGGACCUAAGCAGUAACAAGCUGGGGUCUGUACCUGUGGCUGCCCUCAAAAAUACCCCUCACCUCCAGAGCUUGUACCUUCAAAAGAACUAUCUAACCAGCCUCCCAGAGAAUGCAUUUGUUGAUCUCGUGUCACUGAAAUUGUUGGAUCUAAGCAACAAUCACUUGAGUUCAAUCUCUGAGAUUUCCCUGACAGGGUUAAGUGAACUAGGCAAGCUAGAUCUUAGCUUCAAUAAGGUUCUGUCCCUUCCCUCAAUGCUGUUCCGAGACCUGGGAAAGCUGGAGGUCUUGGACAUUUACCAUAACGAGCUGAGAUCCCUCCCAGCAGGUCUGUUUCACAACACAACCCUACUGAAAGAGCUUCAGCUAGACAGCAACAACAUCUCUCAGAUAGCUCCUGACGUCUUUCACCAAACAACCACACUCCGGGAGCUGCAGCUGGACAACAAUCGUCUGUCUGACCUCCCUGUGACCUUGUUCUCCAAUCUCAGAGCACUCAGGCAUUUGUACCUAAACCAAAAUAUGCUCUCAGGGAUUCCCAAAGCCUUGUUCCAUAGGAACCAAAACUUACGGGAACUCCAUCUGGACAAUAACUAUCUCUACUCUCUCCCGGACUCUGCCUUCCAAGACCUCACUAAACUCAAGACCCUCAAGCUCCACAACAACCACCUCACCACCCUCCACCCUGACCUAUUUGCCCACCUCAAGAGUCUGAAAGACCUUCAUCUCAAUGAGAACGAGAUUGAGAAGCUUCCUGUAGGUUUGUUUAAAGAGCUUAGGAACCUCAAGACUCUUGAAUUGGACAAUAACCGCCUGAACACUUUGGAUCCAAAGGACUUUGAAGGUAUUUCUGAUCUCAGGGAGCUCCACCUUAGCUUCAACCUCCUCUCUGAGCUGCCACAAGAUGCCUUUCACUCCCUGGUGCACCUUCGGAAGCUCUAUCUCCACAACAACCAUCUCACCUCCCUACCCGCUCGCAUCUUCAGCCCACUAGAACGCCUAAGUGACCUGGACCUGGACAACAAUUGGCUUGAACACCUGCCCCCUGAGCUCUUCCAAACCCUCGGCCAGCUCCGGAUGCUCUACCUCAAGUCAAACCGCCUCAAGGCCCUUGAGAAUGGGACGCUGGCGCCCCUGAAGUCACUGAAGGCCAUCCACAUGGACAGGAACCCCUGGGAAUGUGCCUGUGCCUCAGUCCUAUAUGUAAGCGAUUGGGUCCGCAAAAAUCCCAAGCUGGUCCAGGACAACCCCAGGUGCUCUGCCACGAAAGUGCCUCUGUCCCAGCCGGCUCUGUACCCCUCACUGCUCCCCCUGCACUGUCCUGAGGCUGGAGGUAGCUCCGGCCACAGUCCAUCAGUUCAAAUGCUAGCCUCACUCCUGGCUGUUCUCUGGGUGAUGGGUUUUCUGUGA